CAUUAAAUCAGACGAAGAAGAAUCCUAGCAAAACGAGGAAUAACGGCCUGACGCAGUUAGUUGUUGUUUGUAUGAGUUCGCGUUACAUACGCUGCGAAGUAAUGGUUAACUGUCACGGACUUUGUAUGCUCGGGGCCAGAGUUUCCAUGCUGUCAUUCAAGGUCGGUGCUUUGGUUGCAGGUAGCAGAUAGAGGCGUUCCUAGCCGCUCUGCUAGCUCGGUUUGUGGUAUUUUGUUUGAGAGGAAUGCAACGGCCGCCGAGCUGCACUUCUGUCUAGCUUCCUGGAUAAUGAACUCCGCUUUUUAUGACUAAAUAGAGUUAACCCCUGUUUGCUAACUGAUAUAAAUUAUUUUAAAAUAUGGCGAAUUUUGUAAAGACGUUUGUGCAGAUAUGUAAUUAUCUUCAGGACCCAGAACUUGUAGCAAGGUUUCAACAUUUCUGCGGCGUUGAAGGAACAUUUCCGGAUGCACCGAAAGCACCGGAGAGCGGGGUGUCUGAGCCGGACCGUCCUGGGCUGAGGAAGCGGGUCCAGCAAGGUGCACAGAGCUCAGAUGCAGGUGUUGGAAAUGGAGCAGCUGGAGAUGGUCCCACGCCGCAAGUUAACGGGAUGCUGGGAGACGACACCACCGGGCCCGAUAGCUCAUCAGCAGCAGCAGCAGACUCAGAAACCACUAUAGCAAAACCCCUCCGGAGGAACUCACUGACCGGAGAUACUGGUCAGGAGUUCCUGAUCCACAACAAGUUUCUGUUCUACCUGUUCACGUUUGGCACUGAGCUGGGCAACGAGAUGUUCUUCAUCAUCUUCUUCCCCUUCGUCUUAUGGAACAUCGACGCCCUGGUCAGCCGGAGACUCAUCGUGGUCUGGGCCUGGAACCUGUUCGUGGGACAGUCCACCAAGGACAUGAUCCGCUGGUCCCGACCGGCCUCUCCUCCUGUGGUAAAGGUGGAGGUCUUCUACAAUUCCGAGUACAGCAUGCCAUCCACGCACGCCAUGACGGGCACGGCCCUGCCUUUCUGUCUCUUCAUGCUGACCUACGGACGGUGGCAGUAUCCUUUCCUCUUGGGCUUCUGUGUGGCUCUCAGCUGGAGUGUCCUGGUCUGUGUAAGCCGAGUCUACAUGGGGAUGCACUCCGUUCUGGAGGUAAUCACUGGCUUCCUGUACACCCUCCUUAUUCUCGCCUUUUUCCAACCAAUUCUGGGAAAGAUUGACAACUACUACAUGAUGGGCAGCUACGCUCCACUUAUGAUUGUCAUAUCACAUGUGGGCUUCGGACUUGUGGCUUUCUCUCUGGAUUCGUGGAGCACCUCUCGGGGCGAUACAGCUCAAGCUCUGGGCACUGGGGCAGGAGCUGCUUUAGCUUCCCACGUGAACUAUCAGCUGGGCCUCCAGCUGGAUCCUCCACUGUCAUCGCUUCCUCUAACAUUGCCAUCACUCAGCGUUAGCUUGGUGUUGCGCUCCAUGCUACGCUUCUUCAUCGGAGUCGCCGUACUCCUCGUCACGAGGAUGAUUAUGAAAGCAGUGACUAUUCCUUUCUUAUGCCGACUAUUUGGGCUGCCCAUGGACGAUGUAAGACGGGCGAGACAGCAAAUGAAAGUGGAGCUGCCGUAUCGUUACAUCGUCUACAGUGUUGUGGGUUUUAGUUGUGCGUGCUUUGUGCCUCUCCUCUUUAAGAUCUUAGGUCUUGCCUAACUGUUGUGUGCAAACUGCCAUGUCCUGUUGAUAUGGUGAACAUGCUGCUUGUUUUGACACAAGGGAAGGCUCUGUUUCUGCAUGAUUAAGGGCAUUUUAAAGGAUAAGUCCUAUGGUAUUAUGUGUUUCCAUUAUCGUUAAAUCCCAUCAAAAGACUAGAAUCAGUAAUGAAUCGAUUGACAGUGCGGUGUGUAUCCAGCCAGAGGGGUGUACUACAAAGUCAUAUUAAUGGUUUAAAGUGCUGUGUCGAGCAGCUGAAAGUUUCAGAGGGCUCACUCGGCACUAAAAUGAUUAACUUGAAUUAAAAUGUUUAUUUUAUGGCUCUGGGAUAAAUCCCAAGAUUAAUCAUUUUCUGCAGCAUUAAUCUCUUGUCAUUUAUGUUAUCUUCAUGCAUCACCAAUUUAUCAUCUGAUAACAUCUCUGAUCGACUAGGCAACAGACACAGGGAACCUUUUGUGCAGAAGAAGAAGAGUCACGUGACCUGUGAAAUGCCCUCUUUGUUAGCACUCAGAAAACCUUGCCUAACAGAGAACGAUAAGAACCACUGUUGUCAUAUCUGUUAUCUCCAAUUGUGGUUUUAGGUUUUGUUGAGCCAGCAGA
Haplochromis burtoni (Burton's mouthbrooder) is the source of this 2290-nucleotide messenger RNA. Its product is annotated as sphingosine-1-phosphate phosphatase 1. Gene Ontology annotation, biological process: sphingosine metabolic process; phospholipid dephosphorylation. The coding region runs from base 359 to 1690 and encodes 443 amino acids. Lineage: Eukaryota; Metazoa; Chordata; Actinopteri; Cichliformes; Cichlidae. The transcript has 3 exons. Gene Ontology annotation, cellular component: endoplasmic reticulum membrane. The record is from RefSeq and is a predicted model, not a curated record. Gene Ontology annotation, molecular function: sphingosine-1-phosphate phosphatase activity.